UCCUCCUUCCCUGCAGUGGCCCCAGCCUCCCCGCCAAGCUUCCUGGCCCCCGCCCCAUCCUGGGCCGGCUGCCGCGGAGACCGUGGGCCGGCGCUGGACGGUGCGGCCUCCAGAAGUGAUAGCUAAUUGGGGAGAGAAAGGGCCCAAUUGUCUGGUGGGGCCGGAAGAGCCGCGUGGGCUGCUGAAAGCGCCGGGAGGAGGUGGCCGCUUCGCCCAGCAGCUGCCGCCGGGGAUGUUUGCAGAUUACGUCAGUGCUGGCGAGCAGGGGGCGCGGGGACAGCGAGGGGGGCGGGCUCCCGGCGGCCUCCCGCCCCCCAGGCCCCUGGACAAUGCUGUCAUUGUCGGCACAGAGAGUGGUUAAUUCUGGAUGAAUGGUACACGGGCCUCUUGACCAAGGAGGCCGCUCGCCGCCCCCGUCUGUCCCCUCACAUGCCAGGGAGGCCCCGGGCUGGAGUCUGGCGGGCAGGGCUGGCCUGCUUGGUGGCACCGGAGAGAAGCGGGUGGUCCCUUGGGGGUGCCGGCUGCAGAGGCCCCCGGCUGGACGGAGCUUCCUGACCUGGGGCUGCACGGCGGCCACUUGGCAGCGCCGGGGCCCCACCUCAUCUUGGUUCGAGGACAGAGGCCUCUGCUGCUCCGUGGGGCCAACCUCGGGCAUGACCUCCUGGCCAGGUGGCAGCUCGGGCCCCGACCCGCUCCUGGCCCUGCUGGUGGUGAUCCUGCUAGCACGCCUCAUCCUGUGGUCCUGCCUUGGGACCUACAUCGACCACAGACUGGCCCAGCGGCAGCCCCGGAGACCCAAGCAGGACUAGGCCUUGACAGGCUGUGGCCUCCACGUGCCCUGCACUCAGCAGACCCUUCUGGUGGUGGUGGGAGGGAGGGGAGCAGGGCAGGCUCAUGAUCCCCACGUCCCACCCCCGGGGUGGGAGCUCAGUGAGGCCUGAGAUGGACCGUGCCUGCCCAGACCGACCAGGGCUGUCCCACAGAGGCGACCAGCCACGUGAUGAGAUGGAAGAGCUGGCCUUGUGGGUCCCUUAGCAGGUUCUGGGGUCCCCGGUUGCAGGGGGUGGUCCUGGGGGUGGGUCUUGCUUUAAGAUCUUCUCUGCCUCCAAUUUCUUAUAAGUAUGCCUGCAGGAGUUGCUGGGUGAGCCAGGGGACUCAGAUGGAGGGGCCACAGACAAAGGUGAGAGUGGAGGGCCAAAGCCAGCCCUGCGGCCCAAGGCCACAUCCUGCCUCAGCUCACCACCAUCAUGACCACUCUCCUCCUGCCUCCUGAGGGACAAGACAAGUGCGGGUGGCUGUGAUGGUUUCCCCAGAGCGGACCCCUGGGAGGGUCUCGAGACACACGCGUGAGGCUGAGUUCAAGUCUGGCUCUGGUUGACCCUCUGCACACUCUCCAACAGUCCAAAGCUCAGUGAGGGCACAAUGAUCCCUGCCUCCCUCCCUCAGCAGGACAUCACGUGUGGGACGCUUUAGGGGACAAGCCUAGGGACCGGCCAAUGCCCUCUGUUCAUCUGUCCUUGCACAUGUGUGGAUGGGAGGUACCAGGAAGGCCGAUGGGGCGUGGAAGUUGAUUUGAGGCCAAGCACCCGUGCCCCUGCCCCCACUCCCCAGCACAUUAGCUGUGAUGCGAGCCACUUAACCCACAGCUUGUGGAAGCUCCGUGGUUCUCAUGCCGGCUCCACAUUACAGCCUCUGGCGGGGAGUUUGGCAAACACCCAUGUCCAAGCUCCAUGAUGUACUUCCUGGGAUUGUUCCAGCAGAUUCUGGAUUGCGGCAAGGGCUGCUGACUUUGCAUGGAACAGUGAGAUGGAAAGGACCACGGUCGGCAGCCCCAGGGAGGAGCAUUGAACCAGAUACCGUUCCUGCGAGGUGGGACCUGGUGAUGCGGCUGCGUCUUGCUCCUUGCUUAGUGAUGGGCAUGGUGGGAACGCUCCCUCUGGGAACGUGGGCCAAGUCUUCUGAGCACGAAGUUCACAGAGGAGGUGAUUCCUGAGAAUUCUGAAAGGACUUGGGAGCGUCCAGCAAGAGCAGGAGCUUAGGUUGUCAUUCCAGGGCUGGUGUUGCUGACUGGGGUGAAUGGCCCCCCCCGGGGUGGGCAUGGAGCGGGCCGCUGGCUGGGAGCCCCUGCCUUGCUGUAUCCUGGCUGAAUGACCCCAGGGGAGGGCCAGAAACGCCCUUAUCGCUGUUUCUGUGGCACCUGAUACACUCACCUACGCCAAGAAAAUUUUUUUUUUGGCUUCCGCAGGACCCUCUGUGUGCAGAUCCUCUGUUCAAGAGAGCUGCAGAGAUGGGGGUGCUGGCGAGCAGGAGCUGAGACUGGCUGGGGUGGGACCGACCAAGAGUUUGAGGGUGGGGUGGUGUCCAGGGGGCCAUGUGAGGAUGACCUAUCGCAGAGGCUCCCUUCUCAUUCAUACCCUGAAGUCUGCACAGGGCAGGGGCUACGGUGCUCCAUUUCCAUUUGGCCUCUGUCGUGUCAGCCAGAGGCCAGCCGAACUCUACGGCCACUCCCCUGCGUCACGGACAAUUCGCCGCCACCACCGCGGCCUAGGGCUCUGCCUGGAUAUUCUCGCCUGAUCACAGGACUGCGGGGAGGGAUGAUCUCAUUGAUCUCUAAGGAAAAUACCGUUUGAGCUGGAGAAGCG
This is a messenger RNA of Cebus imitator (Panamanian white-faced capuchin), 2642 nucleotides long. It is a transcript of the gene SMIM38, whose product is annotated as small integral membrane protein 38. The coding region runs from base 372 to 809 and encodes 145 amino acids. The record is from RefSeq and is a predicted model, not a curated record. Lineage: Eukaryota; Metazoa; Chordata; Mammalia; Primates; Cebidae. The transcript has a single exon.